UCAUUUUGUUUAUUUGAAUUAACGGCUCUGACUAGUUACCGAGGACUGAAAUAAAUUGUGUGUCAAACUCUUUGGAAAUUUGGGAUAGGACUUUUGGUGGUGAAACCCUAAGCUCUUCUUUUGUUAUUGCUGCAGCUUCCAUGAUGAACACCAUGUUACGCCCCAAACUAUUUGUUGUUGCAGCAGCUCCCACUAACUACAAUUUAUACUGCAAACUGUUUUUUAGACACCCAUUUCAUUUUCGCAACGUUUUCUCAACUGAAGCUCAUUCGCAAACCCUCUUUUCACAGUUUGCCUCCACCAAACUUGAACUGUCUGCGGCCGACAUCACACGGAUUCUCAAGUGGCAACCCCAAUUGCAGAACCUUCGAAACCUCCACAAUGUUGAGAAGGUUAUUCAUUCGCUGAAGAAACACGGCUGCACCGAAGCCCAAAUUGGCAAAAUAUUAAGGGGACAUUGCCAGCUUAUCGGAUCUGCAGAAUCAAUAUUGGAACCUAAGCUCAAACUACUGGAAGAUUUCGGUUUUGUGGAUCAAAAUCUGGCAAAACUUUUGACGAAAAAUCCAAUAGUUUUGAGCACUAGCUUGGAGAACAACAUUUUUCCCACGAUGGAGUUUCUGAAGAAUGUAUUUCAGUCUCAAGACGUCUUCAUGAAAGCCCUGUUAAAAGCACCAAGACUUAUCAAUUCUAGCUUGGAGAAGACCCUGAAGCCCUCGCUCGCUUUCUGGGAAGGAUGGGGUUUUUCUGGAACGGAGCUCGUAAGCUUCUUACGGGCAACUCCGGACGUUCUCUAUCGCACGUCUCUAACGCCUGGACAGGUGGAUCUCAUCAACAAGAUUGGCACUGACAAAGGGAGCAAAAUGUUCAAAUAUAUUGUAGGUAGAGUGGCUGUGGGCAGCACGAAAACGUUAGAGGCCAAGAUAGACAAUCUCAAACUCUGCGGGCUCUCGGUAGAAGAAAUCUGGCAACUACUUGGAGCUGCCCCUGUAGUCCUUACUUUUUCCAAGGAAAGUGUUAGUGAAAAGAUGAACUUUAUAGUUAAUAACAUGGAGCUCCCUGUACAUCAUGUAGUGAAGCAUCCUUUGUUGUUGCUAAUAAGUUUGGAAAGGACUAUGAAACCCAGGUUUUUGGUUUGGCAGACAAUCAAAUCCAUCAAUGCCCUCGAGAUUCCUCUUUUCACAGUAUUGAAGAUGACAGAGGCAAAGUUUGUUAACAACAUUAUAAAAGGGCAUGCUGAAUCUAAAAUACUGUGGACAAUUUAUGAAAAUGCCAUCUCCAACGCCUCCAACCGCACAAAGAGCUCAACAAAACAAAAUUUUGGAUAGAGAAAGUGAGAGUCAGGUGAUCUAGUCGUUGGCAGAAGGCAGUUCAGCAAACCCUGUAUAUUCAACAAGAGGAGCUCUGUGUUUAGUUGCUCUUCAAGCAAGGUAUGAGUUGUAGCUAUUAAAUUUAUUGUGUGCGCACUGCAGCCAUUUAAGUGUGAUGUAAUUGGUGAAUAUUUAAUAGAUGUGAGGCUUUGUUA
Cryptomeria japonica (Japanese cedar) is the source of this 1522-nucleotide messenger RNA. RefSeq names its product transcription termination factor MTEF1, chloroplastic. Lineage: Eukaryota; Viridiplantae; Streptophyta; Pinopsida; Cupressales; Cupressaceae. Gene Ontology annotation, molecular function: double-stranded DNA binding. Gene Ontology annotation, cellular component: chloroplast. The record is from RefSeq and is a predicted model, not a curated record. Bases 141 to 1325 code for a protein of 394 amino acids. The transcript has a single exon. Gene Ontology annotation, biological process: chloroplast organization; regulation of DNA-templated transcription.